This is a messenger RNA of Symbiodinium sp. CCMP2592, 552 nucleotides long. The record is from the annotation of a GenBank genome assembly. Lineage: Eukaryota; Dinophyceae; Suessiales; Symbiodiniaceae.
AUGUGGCAGGCUUAUCAAGCCUGGAAGCGACCGGCAGGAAGCCAAGAAGCACUGGUUUCACUCCCGACUUGCGGAUCUACAACAGGAAAAUUGCAGUCCAGCUCCGCGACGCCGCCGGCCGAAUGCAGGACGCCUCUGCCCAGGUGCUACAUGCUCUCGAUCAUCUCCCGAUACACAAGGCUGUACCCAGAGGCCUGUUCUGCACCGGCGCGGAAACUCAUGGAUGCCUACGAGAACAAGCCCAAACCUUCCACGAAUCAAGGCCGCCAAUCAGGCCUGGCAGAGGGCGACUGUGGUUCCCGCCAUGACAUAUGGCUUGGCUGCUACCGCCCCCAGUUUGUUAUGGCGUUCCCACGGCGCUUGACAUUCUUCACAAAGAGGCCUGGCAGGUCGACCAAUGGCAUGCCCAGAACUCUGGAGCAGAUGUACCUUCUCAGGCCAGCAGCUCCCUUCUACAACUGCCGACGAUGCUUCAGCUACAGCAAUGCCGCUGGGUGGAUCUGGCGAGUGAUCCUGCUAUUCAGCAGUAUCUCCGGUCUUAUUACUGAGUGA